Molecule: messenger RNA, 463 nt
Organism: Drosophila suzukii
Lineage: Eukaryota; Metazoa; Arthropoda; Insecta; Diptera; Drosophilidae
Source: RefSeq, a predicted model, not a curated record
UUAAUUCACUCGUAAGUUUCAAUAUUGCUUUAACCACAAUGUGAAAGUACUUGUGCACAGUACUUUUAUGUAUGAAGGAAAAUAAUAUAUUGAGCAAGCUCGAUGGGAAGACCAAGCGAAACAACAUAGUUUACAGGGGCCUCGCAGAAUCGAUGAAGUCUAAAAAUAUGAUCAAAUCCGGAGACCAAAUCAAAACCAAGCUGCGACAGUUAAAGAAAUCAUAUUUUGAAGUAAAGCGCAGCAAUGCAGUCAGUGGGGCUGCCAGGAAAACGUGCACCCACUUCGAGGAGCUCGAGGAGAUGUAUGGGACUCGCCCGGUGUCUCAGGCUGUAGGUGUGGACACAUCGGAGGAGGGAUUUGUGGCAAUCGAUGGCUUCGAUGACCUGGCCAAUGAAGUCUUCUACUGUUGAUGCACCUGAACUCCUGGUGGAGACAUCUAUGCCUAGGAGCCGCCGAACUUUAA